Drosophila subpulchrella is the source of this 1734-nucleotide messenger RNA. RefSeq names its product putative lysozyme-like protein. The transcript has 4 exons. Lineage: Eukaryota; Metazoa; Arthropoda; Insecta; Diptera; Drosophilidae. The record is from RefSeq and is a predicted model, not a curated record. The coding region runs from base 1 to 1734 and encodes 577 amino acids.
AUGUCUGAGGAUCCAUACAUGAAGGAGGGCCGUCCCUCAUCGUCGCGCGCCGCGAAAAUUGCUAAAACGAAGGCUGGUGCACCUGGUGGAGAAAGAGGGCGCUCCAGAGGGCGUAAUUAUGCGCCACCGAAGGAAGCGUCGAAAAUUAAAGGUGAACUGGAGGUGAAGACCAUCAAAACUGCUGUUAAAAUGCGAAUAGGAUCGCCAACUUCACUGCCUUGUGUAAGAAGCAAGUUCCUGAAAUUGCUUCCAGUCUGGGUCUAUUUCAUCAUGUCCCACCUGCAGCAGUCGUCCUGCAGCAACGGCCGCUCAAAUAGUGUCCAAAAGAUCAUAGAGUCCUUUGCACCUGUGAAGAAAACCACCCAGCUACGCACCUCCUCCAAUAGCUCUUCCUCGUCAAACGGAUCCGGUCAGAAUAGUUUCAUGAGCCGAAGCACGCAGGAGGAUGGCGGCCCUCCAGGAACCUCGCCCGGGGCAAGGAUGGUCGGAGACCGGCCUACCCGAGCUCCGCGGCGGGCCCUGGAGCGCACCCGAGACGAGGACUCCGCAUCAGAACCCGCGGUGAGCUCCGACAGCGACGUAGAGGUGGUCGGCGAUCACGUCGGCGAGGAGAGAGAGUUGCGACUCCGGAAGGCGGCCGCGGGCGGUCGGAUACCGCGCGGGACGACGGACGUCGGUGGAGCAGAACUCCCGAGGAGCCACUCGGAGGAUGUCUGUCGGGCCACCGAGGAGACUCGGAAACGGUUCCGGGACCGGGAGCCGUCGGACGAGGAGCAGCAGCGAGGCGGAGGAAGAGGAGCGACGGCUGUGGGAGGCACCGGUGGAGGACUCGUGGGAAGUGCCACCCACUCCCCGCUACGAGGGGGAGUGGCUCACAGACGACGCUCGAGACGGCGACGGAGGGGCACCGUUGGCCACGCCGCCGUGGAGGCCGGUCCGGCCACCCACGCCGCGAUACAUCGAGCCACAGCGACCGGAGGAGCACACGCCAAGCGAAGAGGCGACCGCGCAGCCGAUGCCACAACCACAGGAGGAGGAAGUCCACCAGGCACGGGCGGAGGAGCCGUCGGUGGUGCGGACGGAGGCGCCGGCCGCGCACGUGAGCCACAGCACACGGGCGUUCGUGGCCGAGGGCGUGCGGUGGCGGCAGCAGACGCUGGUAUGGACGUGGCCCGAGGGGCCCGCGACAGGACCGACGAAGGAGGAGCCCAGGAUAUGGGAGGAGGGGGUACCCAAGGUCAACCCUCGGGACCCCCGGACAAGAAGCCGACAGGAUGCGUGGGUCCCGCCGACACCAAGCACGGGCCCGCCAACACCGGCGACGACGGCAACGACGGGGGAGGCAGAGUCGCUGGAGAAGGGACCGUGGGUGUGGCCCGAGCCACCGGCCACCCAAAGACCUCCGUUGCAGCGGCAAGUUUCGACGCCCGGAUCGACGCGCCCGCGGCCGCAGUUCAUGCGGGAAGUGUCGGCCCCGGAAGAAGGCGGUUGGCACGAGGUUGUCAGGAGCGAGUGGCCGGAGAGGAUAGAGGAGGCACCCGCGAUCGCGACGGCACGGCGGAAGGGCGGCAGGCGUUGCGUCCUGGUCAACAACGGCGGAAGGAGGUAAGGAAACAAAAAAAAAAACACAAUGGUUUCCCAAGUAGCAAGAGAAGGCGGUACGGGGCCAAGAUUUUGAUUGGGGGUGGCUGGAAGAAGAACGGGGCAUGCAUGGGCCACUCCAGCAACAUGUAA